CUUCUUCGGCGGUCCAGUCGGUGGUCGGCAGACAACGCGCGACAUUGUCUAUCGACGAGCGUGUUUUCGCCGCACUCGAACGGUGUGCAUCGUCCGAAGUCGUCUCGCGAUCCGGUAACGCUACAGCGGGUUUUUGGACCGAUAAAUUUCAGCAAAAUAAUUAAUUGAUAAUAAUAAUCGCAGGCACAACAGCGGACAGUGCGGUGUCCCCCGAGUUGGUUCUCACAAUAAUAAUUAGUACAUGAUAUUAUUAUUGUUGUUAUAUUUAAAUAUCGUAACGCGCGCGCGGCGAUCGAACGGUGAAAAUAUACGAAAAUAAAUAUUGUGAUAGUAAUAAUAUUAUUAUAUUGUCGUCUGCGUGAAUCGCGCGCCCCGCGGUCGAGGGUACCGUUCUUCGCGUCCAACUGUGAACAGAUAAACACUGUAUGCAGAGGAUACGCAUAGAGGUAUGCUACGGUUAUGCGUGCAGAUUGGCGACGUAGUUUUAACCGUUAAAUAGAUGAACUUUUAAGAAAAAGAUUUAGAUUAAUUGAUAUGACAGCAUCAUCAUUUUGAACCAUACAACACGAGUUCAUAACAAAUUGCGAAUUACGUAUCAAGAAAUUAUGGAGAUUGUGUGACAGCCAAAACGUGGACGGGUGGCCGAUCGCGGCGGUGACCUGGUAACACAGCCGCGACCACGGUGCAGGUAACCCGGCAAAUGUCAUUCCACGUCGACGAAGCUCCGGCAGAAGCAUAUCCUGCGAGCCGCGUUCACCAAACACUUUAGGACAAAUCGCUUCGACCUCUUCCACGCGGAUUUUCAACGAUCAGACCACUGCUGCGCAGGUGUCUGCAAGAUUUCCGUCGAGAUUUCGAGACUUCCGACGAGAAGUUCGGUCUUCGAUUCACCCGUCACCGUACAGAGGCGAGUCCACUUUCAACUCCGGGGACGAUCGAAUCGGUUCUCUCCGCACCGGCGGCUGUCCGACAGCCGCGGAUAUCCUCCUGCUGUCGACGGCAAGGUCCAACACGUUGACGGCGUAUAGAAAAUUACAAAGCCACGAUGCAAGUACGAAGAUUUAUACUCAUGUGCGGUGUGCUGGGCAUGAUCGAUUACGGUUUCGGCUGUCAAUUGUCCGAGUUUAUGUGCGAUACGGGCUAUUGUGUAGCCUUGGACAAGUUCUGUAACGGAAACGACGACUGCGGAGACAAAUCAGACGAACCGCCAUAUUGUUCACCUUGCAACCGGACGUACCACGGCGAGGUCGGCAGGACGUACGAGCUGGAAGUCAGGCGACCCAGGGAAGACCGAUUGCCGUUCUUGUGCUACUUGAACUUCACCGCGGCCGGCGGCAAGUACGGCGACAUAAUACAGUUGACGUUUGACACGUUCACCGUGGGCAGAUUCGUUUCGUACACGUUGGACGGAUGUCCAGAUGGGUACAUGUCCAUCAGAGAGUCUCAAUUGCCAGACACCGGCGGUCAGUGGUGUGGUAGUGCAUGGGGCUUUACGGUUUACUACAGUGAAACCCGGUCGAUAAAUCUGACUCUCACACUAUCCAAACUCUCCGAACAGGGCAUCGGUUACAAUUUCGAUUUCAAAUUAUCGUACAAAUAUUUGAAAAAGAGCGACGCACACCUCCGGUACGGAAAUAGUACCUUCCAGACGUGGCGAGGACAGAUGAUAACAGGAAGCUACUGCGACAGGAUCCUCGAUCAGUGCGACCGUAAACUGUGCAGAGUCCAGUCGCCCAAUUUCCCGGGAGCUUAUCCCAGAAACGUCACUUGCUAUUAUAGGAUAGAACAGAGAACGGCCCCGAAGUCUAAGCGCGCCCUGAUCGUAGUCAGACAGCCAAAUGCCCACAAAAUUCAUAUUAAAGACCAAGUCAUAAACUACGAUCGAAGUCAACGUACACUCAGGGUUUGGGACCAGUGCAACGUGAUUCAAGACUAUUUGACUGUGUACGACGGCUCGUUGGCCACGGACCCAGUACUGGUGAGGUUGUGCGGCGGUGACGCGGUACCGGAUAUCGUCAGUUCCGGGCCCAAUAUGCUGUUGGAAUUCCACACUUCCGCGUUCGACAACCCGUUCCAUCCGGUGCCGCUCAGCUACUUGCCAGGAUUUGAAUUGGACGUGGAGAUACUGUUUGUCGACAACAAAUCUCCCAGCUACGCCAAAAACACCAGCCAGUGUGAAUUCUUCAUCAAACCGUUCAACAACACCAACUGGGGCCUGUUGGACAGCCCCAGGCACUCGUUGCCGCCAAACACGUCUUGCAAAUACCACUUUCAGGGUUCCAGUCAUCAGACGGUCUGGCUGUCUUUCAUCAAGUACCAUGCCGCCAGCACUGAUCCAAACGCCUAUCACCUGAGCAACGAAUGUAACGCCAGACUCCGAAUUUGGGACAAAAUCGUAUCGACAAAAACCAAAAAGUCCGAGCCGGUACUUAUGGGCGAGUUCUGCAAGGAACAAGACCUACCGCGACUCUGCGACCACGCGUUACUCGGCAACGACACCAGGCACGUGCGGCCAUGCGCGGCCGCGGAGUCGUACACGUCGUCGGCCGACGAGCUGACGGUGGAGAUCUACCUGAAGCAGGGCUCGGUACUGUUCCCGCUGCAGUUUCUGUUGCGAUACGAGUUCGUGGACCAGUCGGCGGAGCGGCGGCAGGGGCCCGGGGACGUGGGCCCGGCGGCGUGCAGCCGAACGUUCGCCUCCGGUUCCGGGUACUUCGGGUCGCCGAAAAACGUGUUCUUCUACGGGCGGGGCGGCCGCCGGAACCUGACAUGCGUGUUCCGGUUCGUGCCUGGGUCGCCGGAAGAACGGGUUCGGGUGACCGUGUCCCGGAUACACUCGGCCAGCACGGCGUGCGCGACGGAGAAGGAUGCCCGGACGGACCGGUCGCGAUGCGUGUACGGCGGCGGCAGCGGCGUGGACGCGGGCUCGGAUGGCGUUGGCGGGUCCAGGGACGACGGGACUCAGGCCCGGGUUACGAUCACGCACUACCCGUGGCCGGACAUCGAGCUUCCGGUGGGGUGCGCGUGCUCGGGGCUACGUGAGCCGUUCUCGUUCGAAUCGUAUCCCGGUGCGGCCGUCCGCGUCGAGUUCGCCGUCCGCGACAUGAACGUGACGCAGGACCACCGAGACUUUGGGUUCUCGGCCGAGUACGCGUUCGUCAAGGCGUCGCUGGCGGACAGGAACGCAUGCCGAGACGCCCGCGAGCACCGGCACCUCCGCGGCCCGGGCGGCUUCAUCGACCUGAUCGGCGUGCCGUCAGCCGGUGGCCGGCGUCCGGCCGUGGGCGCAGGCGCUUGCGCUGACUUUCCUUGGCUUAUCGGUCCGGCCACGGCCGACAGCAGCAUGUUGCGCACCGGCGGCUUCGUGUACAUGAAGUUGCGCGGCUACGAGAUCCAGCGGUGGCGCACCAACUCGUUCAUGUGCCCGACCCGGAACCGGGUGGUGGUGUACACCGGGGCGGGCGACGGGCCCAAAACCGCCCGGGUCAUUUGCCCGUACGACACGGGGGCCAGCUAUAACGCGCUCCGCGGCUCGUACGAGACGUUCUCGCCGGGCUGGGCCGAACCGCUGACCGGCGCCCAACAGCUGCAGCCCAACUCGAAGACGGUGGCCGUCGAAUUCCUAAACCGUGAGUACGGUGCGUACGCCGUCACCUGGAUGGAGGUGUCCAAAAUGCCGCGCAUCAUGCCAUCCACCAACGUGUACGCCAUGUCGUCGAACGUUCACCCGGAAUGCGCUUACAGGUGCCCGGAACUGAACGCGUGCAUCAGCUCGCAGUUCUGGUGCGACGGUGAGACGCACUGCCCGAUGGGCUUCGACGAGGACCCGGCCAACUGCGCGAGCCAGAACGGCAUGAACCUGAUGUACGUGGGCGUGCUGGGUGGCACGGCGGUGGUGCUGUUCACGGUCACCGUCGUGGCGGCGGUGGUGUGUCUGCGGUGCAAGGCCAACAGGUCGCGACGAGCCGAGGACGGCCGGCGGCGGGCGUCCCAAAAGGGCUCGGCCGCCAUCGACCCGAUGAUGUGCGCGGUCGACCGGACCCACUACGACAAGCGGUUCCUGGAACAAAACGGCGGCGGCGGCGUCGUCGGCAACUCGCUGGGCAAGCGGUACCCGUCGUCUUCGGACGACCUGUACCUGGACUGCAAGCAGGACAGCAUGUGUUGACGAAACGACGGCGACGGCAGCGUCGACGUGGACGGCGACGGCGACGAACGCCUUCGAGUCGAGACGACCGUCUGAACCCGACCAAACCACUCGACCGCGGUAGGGUUUGGUAUGAACCGCGAUCGUUGGGUAAACAUACUUUGUGUUGACCCAAACGGUGGUCUAUACCGGACGAGACGGACAAGCAUAGCAUCGUAUGGUACGCUCCGUUUCGUUUUGUUCUUGUUAGUCAUCGUCUUGUAUAUAAUAAACAGUAGAAGUCGUUUUUAAGAAUCAUUUUGCAAGCAGGUCAUCAGUGAACGCGUCUGGGUUGAAUGUUAGUGAUCAUCGAAUGUAUGUCCGUAUAAUAUCGUAAUUAUUGUUAUACUCAGUGCACACUUCCCAGAACGUGGGUCGACAUCCGAUCGUGUGUGAUGUCGACCGAGCGAGUUUAUCGUUACCACCCUCCAAACCCCAAACUCUUAUGAUAACUAUCCCUGCUGCAUUCGAUACCUAAUACCGUAAAGCCGUCCGUCAGAACAACACCGUUUACAGCGAUACGAUAACAUUACAAUACACGAUAUCGUCCGCGGGCACACUCGUUGGCCACCACCUUUCACUGUAACUAUAUUAUUAUUAUUAUCAUUAACGUCAUCUUCAUCUCACUGUAGGUAUUUACCGACGUUUGUCGUGGUAUACACGUGUGCGCCAGUUCGGAAUACUGUUUUAAAUAAACCCCUUACGCGGUAUGCUCCGCAUACCAUCAAACCGCAGGAAUCCGACUUGACGUGCACGUCUGCCCCCGCCACCCCUCGCCGCUCUCGCCGAAUUGUUAUGGUUUAUAUUUUUCCCCGUUUGUAAUUAUUUACCUUACUUACACCGCCCGCACAGACGCGUGUAUAUACAGGGCGUUUCAGAAAAAAGUGUAGAAAAUUGACUUCGUGAUGCCGUUAUAUAUAUUUUACAUUGUCAGCAAACUCUCGGUGACGCGCCUUCGGACUAUAGCUGGUCAGGCACCGCUAACCUAUGCGAAUCUUUAAAGAUGCGACUCGUGACCUGUGUAGCCGACGAUCGUCGGGGUUGUAUAAUAUUAUUAUUGAUGUGGAUGUGGGUGCAUUGGACAAUCAUAAUGGUCGUCUCUGUCAACCCUCGCCGCGUUACUGAAGGACCGCAGUCGCUUGUCGCGUUUAUUUAUUCCGACAAAAUAAUUGACCGUACCAUAAACGACUUGCCGCCGCCGUGCAGAGAAAUCGUCACGAUAAAAUAAAAAUGCCACUUGAGAUAAAUCGUAUCUAUUUAAUCUUCGCUUCGUUCGAAGUAUCGAACAGGGUUUGCCGAUAAAAUUAUCAUAUGGUUAUGGGAAUAUGAAAAAAUACACAUAGUGCUCGGUAAUAUUGAACAAUUAAAAAAAUUGCGUGAACCGAUAGUGAAAAAUACACGAUGUAUUUUGCACAUUGCACAGUCUAAUCAAAAUUUCAAAGAACUUAAAUUAGGAGCUGCUCGCCAGUGUCAAACAUAAAAACGUAGGUAAUCAAAGUCUUGUCGAUCUAUAUUUAUACCCAAUACCCAUUAACAGAUAUCACUAUUUCAAAAAUAAUGUAUUACAAUAUCGUAUAAGUCAUUUGAUUUUCUAAUACUAUAAAUAUAGUUUUAUUACGGCAAUAAAAAUGAAUUUAUGAUAAAUACAAGCUAUAGGCACUCUGAUCUGAAACGUCCUAUCGUUAAACGUUACGGUGAAAUGUAAAAACCUAAGUUAUUACUAUUAUUGCCCGUUUCAAAGACAAAAUCUAAUUAAACUUUUAUGACGUUUAUAAAAAUUGGCAAGUCUUCUCCAGGACCUUGCGGUGUGACAAUUUUGAAUUUUAAUGUUAAGUUUGGUUUUAAUAUAAUUUUAUAUUUUCAAUUCUCUUGUUAUUAAGUACGUGGUAAAGUAUGACGUUAACGAUAAUAUUAUUAUGGUAUUCCUUACACGAGAAGCGGUGAGAGAAUGCCGUAUCUCGUAAUAGGUUAACUAUGCUGUAGGAACAGCGUGUAUACGGAUAAUAUUUAGUUCUUACCAUUUAUUUAGUAGGGGAUAUUUUUCCAGGCUUUGGAGGAUAAAUCCGUUUGAAUAUUGAUAGACAUGCCAAAGUAUAUAUUACCUAACCUCGAGCAACAACACAAACUUGCCAAGAAUGUAAAAUAUUGUAAAGCCCUCGUCGUAUAUUUAAAUAAUAAAAGUAUAUUUUGAUACAAAAUAUCCUAAAUAGCAUGUUUGUUUUGUAAAUGAUUGUUAGUCAAAAACCGUCUAUAAGGCAUUUAAUGACUUUGUUACGCAAUGUGAAUAAUUAUUUUAAAUCAAAAAUAAUAAUUACGUUUUUAAUAAUAACUCUUGGAAAAAAAAUAUAUAAUUAUUCACUGAUAGCAUAAAAAAAACGACGAUCACCAUUGUUAUAUCGAUCCUAUAUUUAAUUAAAUUUUCUCAAAAGAUUGGUUAUUUUAAUUUAAUUUUUGGUUAGUCUCAAUACAACAUGAAAAAUAAAUCCCAUAAUCUCUAAUUGGGUCAUUAUUAUAGCUGUAUAAUUGCGUGAUCUCGUGUAUUCUUAUAACCUAAAAGUCAAGAGACUCAAAAUGACUGAAUAAUUCAUUCAUACGUUUAUUAAUCUAUUGAAUACUAUGAAUUUGUUGUUAAUAAUUGUUACCUAUGUUUAAAUAUUAUAUUUAUUAUUUCAAGUCAUUGCGGAAAAAAAUAAUAAUGCAUAAAAUCCCCGAACAAAAAGGUUGUGUCAGUUGAUUGCGAAGUUUAAAUAUUUACUAAAGACGUAGACAAAUGGUUUUAUUAUUGUCCGAAAAUGUAUUAGUAUAUUGUAUCAAAUAAUAAACUUAAAAAAAAUUAAAUUGCGGGUUUUUUUGAAAUCAAUAGUAUACCUGUCCGAGUCUAAUUAAUAACCAAAUACAUUUUCUGACUAGCAUUUUAAAAUAUUUAUAUACCUAUUAUAAAUACUACUAAUGUAUAACAUUUAAACUACAUUAUAUACUCAUAUAUAACAUUAUGAAAUAUGUACCAAUAAUAUAUUUUCCAUUUCCUGGUGUAUUAUUCGACUUUUAUGACUGUAUCAAAUAAAUCUAAAAUAAUUUAAAAACAUCCUUGGAUUUUGUAAAAAAAAAUAUUAAGUGCUUAUAAUAAGGUUACAUAACUAUCGAUAAAAUUCAACGUGUAUUCGCUUACCGCUCCUGUGUUUGCAAUAAUUAUAAGAUUAAUACAAUUUGUUUAUACAAUAUUAAAAUAUAAAAAAAUUAUUAUAAUUACUACUAUCUUCCUAAGUUAUUAUUUUCGUCAGACUUUCUAAACCUAUACCUUUUUUAAAUGUAUAAAGCCAUGUUUGUAUAAUCUUUUGUGCCACUUUGAUGUUACCAUAUUAUAUUAUUAUAAUAGUUAUUAAAGAAAACAAUACUAUUUUGUUUUUUAAGCUAUAUACUCACUAUCAUUAUUCUCGACCUUUGUAAAUACGGACAUGUGCUCAUUAUAAAUAAACAGUAAAAUUGAAA
This is a messenger RNA of Acyrthosiphon pisum (pea aphid), 7675 nucleotides long. RefSeq lists its product as uncharacterized. The transcript is spliced from 15 exons. Gene Ontology annotation, molecular function: protein binding. Gene Ontology annotation, cellular component: plasma membrane. The coding region runs from base 1046 to 4168 and encodes 1040 amino acids. Lineage: Eukaryota; Metazoa; Arthropoda; Insecta; Hemiptera; Aphididae. The record is from RefSeq and is a predicted model, not a curated record.